Messenger RNA from Epinephelus lanceolatus (giant grouper), 5248 nucleotides. RefSeq names its product transmembrane protein 39A (gene tmem39a). Gene Ontology annotation, biological process: negative regulation of autophagosome maturation; negative regulation of autophagosome assembly. The record is from RefSeq and is a predicted model, not a curated record. Gene Ontology annotation, cellular component: endoplasmic reticulum membrane. Lineage: Eukaryota; Metazoa; Chordata; Actinopteri; Perciformes; Serranidae.
GAGGUGCGGGUUUGCCACGUCGGUGUCUGUGCAACGCAUUUACACUGUUGCUCCUGAAACCCGGGGGCUAACUUUUCAAGCCGUUUUUAUGUGUCCACCCGGGAAGGAAGCGACCCCCCAGCAUCGCCGGUGCCGUCUUAGCUCGUCGACACAGCAGUGCAGCCGCGGAUAUUGAAGCUGGACGGCGGAGAAAUGCUCGGUGCUGUCUGGACUCGUAGCCACACAACUGACUGAUGCAUCCUCGCUCACUUCACCCCCCCGUGUGUCGUUGGCCUGGCUGUACAUGGUGGCUCAUUGAGGAGAAGGGGAGGAGUCCCGGCGGCUGUUGGUUGGUGGGCGGCGUCCGCGGUUGCCACCGUAACUGGCGACCAUGCCAGGGGGUCGCAGGGGGCCCAGCAGACAGCAGCUAAGUCGCUCUGCUCUGCCGUCCCUGCAGACUCUGGUUGGAGGCAACCUCGGCAAUGGUACAGGCCUCAGGAACAGGAGCAGUAACUCGGUGGGUCUGUCUGCGCCCCCUCUCUCGGCCCUCAUCACCCCGGAGCCGGUCCGCCACUCGAGGAUCCCCGAGCUGCCGUUGGACAGCAGCCUGCUGUUUGAGUUCCUGCUCUUUCUCUAUUUGCUGGUGGCCUUGUUUGUCCAGUACAUAAACAUCUACAGGACAGUGUGGUGGUAUCCGUACAGUCAUCCUGCUGCCUCUACCUCUCUUAACUUUCAUCUAAUGGACUACCACCUGGCGAUCUUCAUCACAGUCAUGUUGGCCAGGAGGCUUGUUUGGACGAUAGUUUCAGAGGUGUCUCAGAGCAGCGGCGGAUCUCUGCUCCGUUACGUGGUUCUGAUCGCAGCUCGGCUCAGCCUGCUGACCAUGUGCGGCUGGGUGCUCUGCUGGACGCUGGUCAACCUCUGCAAGAACCACUCUGUACUCAACCUCCUCUUCCUGGGAUACCCAUUUGGCGUGUACGUCCCGCUUUGCUGUUUCCAUCAGGAGGGAGGGAAAAGCCAAACGGCACCAGCCGACUGCGAUUACCCCGCCGACCACCAGCAGACCGACCUCGCAGAAACCCCGUUCUUUCGGCCACGUGACUUCCUCUUCCUGUUGCGAGAGAACCUCAGAGAGCAGUUUUCCAGCCCUCCGCACAUGCCUACGCACACCUGCCCACCACACACACACUCACACACACCGGAGUUGAUUCGAACAGAGGUGGAGGAGCUGAAGAGUGACUUCAACCGGCGCAUAAAAGAAGUGCUGUUCAACUCACUGUUCAGUGCUUACUACGUAGCCUUCCUGCCGCUCUGCUUCGUUAAGAGCACCCAGUACUAUGACAUGCGCUGGUCAUGUGAACACCUGAUUAUGGUGUGGAUCAAUGCGUUUGUCAUGCUGAUGAGUCAGCUGCUGCCCCCCAGCUACUGUGACCUGCUUCAUCGCUCGGCAGCUCACCUGGGCCGCUGGCAAAAACUGGAGCACGGCUCGUACAGCAACGCACCUCAGCAUGUGUGGUCAGAAAGUACCAUUUGGCCUCAGGGGGUGUUGGUACGACACAGUCGUUCUCUGUAUAAGGCAGUCGGACCCUAUAAUGUCGCUCUGCCCUCUGAUGUUUCCCAUGCAAGGUUUUAUUUCCUGUUCCACAAGCCAUUGCGGAUCCUGAACCUGCUGAUCUGGAUCGAGUCCAGUGUGGUUUUGUACCAGUUAUACUCUCUGCUGCGCUCCGAGCGCUGGAACCACACUUUGUCUCUGGGCCUUAUUCUCUUCUGCAACUACUAUGUCCUUUUUAAACUGCUGCGAGACCGCAUUGUGCUUGGCAAAGCCUACUCCUACCCCCUGUCCUCCAACAGUCUGGGGCUCAAGUCGCAGUAAAGGCUCGGCACAGCAAGACUUCACCUAUGAACUCUGGACGUGGAGGCGAGCUGGGUGGAGGUCUGGUAAAGUGGAGGACCGGAGAGGUUGAUCAGAGCGUUCACGCUUGGAGGCUAAGGGACAGACUGUGAACUCAUAAUGGUGUUUUGAUACGGUUCUAUUUUUAAUGCAAUGUUUAUAUAUAUACCUAUUUAAAAGAAUAUUUUUAUUUUGUAUACUAUUUCGAGUUACGCCGGGCAUUACCACGCUGACGACAUUAGCAUGUUGUGUUAUGUUGUUGCUAGGCGACAAGGAAGUCAGGGAAUGCCAGGAGGUGACUUUCACCAAAGAUAUUUUAAGUGCAGGUGGCCAAUCACAGAGCGGAGUUGGCCUCUGGCAGUCGGUUAAACCAGACGUGCGAUUCAGAGCAGUGGAAGGAGUUGUGCCUGAGAUGCUGAUUGGACCGUUCCGCUUCAACCCAGAGGCCCUUAAAGCGAAAAUCAAGAAUCAGUAAAACUAAUGCAGCUCUUUUGAGUAGCAGGGUACAAACACAGUCACUGCCCUAAACUAUCUUCAGCAUGUUUUCAACUGUGAUUUUUUUUUAAAGCGGAAGUUCGACUUUUUGGGAAGUCAGCUGAAUCUGUCCAUCAAAUAUCAGGCCGCAGCAUGCAGACAGUUAGCUUAACGUUAGCAAAAUCUCGAACCUCUAAAACUUCCGAAUUAACACGUAAUGCCACAUUUGUUUAAUUAGAAUAAAAAUCUAAGUGUAAAAAUUUCAGUUUACUGUUAAACAGGGGGUUACAUGUUGGGUUAUUUUUGGCUCUGGGCAGUUGCCAGGCAUCCACAGAGACUGCAGUAAGUUUCUGUACCUGGUAAAGAAAUGGUCCCCGUUUGGUGACAUGUUUAUUCGUUUGUAACAGUUGGUCAGAGCCAGGCUAGCUGUUGACUUUUGUUUCCAGUCUGUGCUAAGCUAAGCUAACCCAGCUUCAUAUUUAAUGGACAGAUAAGAGAGCGGUCUAGAUUUUCCCAUCAAACUGUCAAACUUUUGCUUUAAGCGGAGCCUCAGUGUGGAUUUUUACCACCAAGUGGAAUGAAACUUUCCUACAAACUGACUUGAGAUCAGUCUGUAGGAAAAACUCCUUAGGUACACUCUUAUCCACUGCCUCUGCAGAGAAUGCUGUAUUCUUCCUCAUUCACUUUUGUUAAUGUGUUUUUACUAUCUGCUUGUUUCACGUCAUUGGCUGUUUGGAGGGUGGUUGCAGCACCAGUCUUUACAAACUCACACCAGGGUGGCAGCAAAUGAGAGGGCACUGAGAUACUAUUGGGAUCUUUAAACUCAAAGCACACCACAAAAUGUUUAUAAAAGAAACAGCCUGCCCCAGGCUCAUAUUAUCUCGUCAUACAGCCCUGCCUGCCCUGGCUGUUGUUACUUUAAACAUGUAGAGUUUGAAGGGCUGCUGCUGUAACCAGGUGAUGAUUAAAGUCAACUUACUGAUGUCUGACCACACUCUGACAUGCUGAAAUACUUCUUGCUAUGAUAUAGCAUAUGACCCAUUUGUAUUCCUAAAGGUGAUCCAGUCAAUGUUUAUUUUAUUCAACUUUGGUGCCUGAGAGCUUAAACCAUAACGGUAUUGAGGACCACACCAUAUCAGGUCCAUCUCUUUGCAGAUUGGAUGUAGAUAACAGAACGAAUGUGGCUAAUGAAAAAAAGAUAUCUGUCGGUAUGGCCCAGGAGCUGACACAUCUCCCACUGCACGUAGGUCAUUGUCAUGACACUCAUGCGGAUUUGACAGCAGGGGAUGUUUUGAUUGGUGAUGAAUGCAAACUCAAAAGGCUGGAGGACUGAAGGCAUCACCUCAUUACCAGUUCAUGUAUUUUCAGUUACCAGAAUGGUGUUACAAACAGGUUGCCUUGUAUGUCGUUGCCUUUCUGUUAAUACACGCCUGCUAAACAUCAUCUUACUCUGAAGUGGGUUCCUCAUUAGUAGCCGCCUCUCCUUCACUGGCACCAGCCUGUAGUUGGUGCUUAACUUCGGGCAGUAUUAAAGAUGAGCAUCAAGGUUGGAUUGACUGUUCAUGAUUCCAAUAGACUGUAGGGCUGGGUAUCCCAUAAAAACUACAAUGCCAGUACCCUACAAGUGAUACUGAUACCAAUAGUUCGUCAUCAUGUGAAUGGAAGCUUUCAGUUGAGUAAAAAGCCACCAGAUGCCACAGAUAUAUAGUAAAGCCAUACUUUAAAUGUUUAGGUGGCAUCUCAGUAGGUUGACCUGCAAACUCUGUCAAAUACAAGGUGCUUGACUUCACCCCUGCGCAGACUGUAUGGGUUGUAGCUGCUGUGGUGGGCCAAGAAUGCUCGAGGUAAUUGGCUGCAAGCACAACCAUACAAACAGUCUUUUUUUUUCUAUAUCUGGGUACUAAAAGCUUUGAACGCCGCUUUCGUUUGACUACUUGGUACUGGGUUUUUUUGGUCAACGCCCUAAAGAUAUCGAGCACAGAUACCCAGCCCUGAUAAACAUCAAUAGAAAAAGCCUUUUUAUCAAUAUUUUCACAUUACCCGCCUCAGUCAAGUUUCAGGUUGAGUGUCAAUGAGGCGGAGGAAACUACUUUUGAGACGAGCUAGUGUGCUCACAUGUGGAUCGCCGGUGCUGCUUUGUGCCUCAGAAAAAGUAGUUUUGGUUUCACACAAAGGCCAUUGUUCUGCUUUGUCUGCAAACUUGACCCUUAACUCAGCUCCCCAUGGUGCUUCUGCUUUGUGGUUGUUUUCCACUUGAAUGUAGCUAAUUUUUCAACUGAAUGUUGCUGUUGACCUGAAUUGGCAUGAUUUUUUUUUUUUUAAGUUGGUAGCACCAUAGCUGAUAUUUGUAUUUGUUUAAUGGGUAUACUUUCAUGUCACCUCCAACGUUUCUCAGUAACAGAAAGAAGACAUGUUUAAGUUUGCUUUAAAUCCUGCUUCUGUCAGUUCUUACUUGAAUGUUAAGCCCUUGCUCAAGUGACACGUUCUGACUGCUGCCUUUGUUUUGGUGAAACCUGCAAGAUUUAAGUUGAAGGAGAGGAAUGAGAUUCAGAAAGAUUUUAUGUUCUAUAUCCUCUGAACCACAUUGCCCUGAAGUGUACUUGAUCCCUCUCUAGCCUACAUGAUAUUUGGAGACAGGUUUUAAGUAAAUCUUAUUCUCUUGAUGUCCAUCUAAGUCUUCAUAAAAGUUGUCAAAUUGAGUCGCAGAGUUUGUUUUCUAUGUGCCAUACAUAUCCCAGGAUGCAGUUUGAGAGUCCUAGUUGAACCUGUUGUUGAAUGUGUCGCUGCUGGAGAAGUCAUUGGAGCUGGUCCUCACAUUUCGGCUUUUUACACUGUUCAGUUUCCCCACAGCAUUUCUGAAAAUGCCUUUUGACAUCCAAAAUAAAACAAAUGGUGUUUAAACAA